CAAUUCAAAUGCGCAGGUGAGCUGAACGUUUUCAUUGCCGUCGUCCGGUUCGUUCACUUUUCGUUCGCAUCGUGUCGACUUCGUCACUUCGUCGUAUCUGCGCAGAACAGUUAACUACAACGACACUUGACUUUGUGUGUCUACAUGCGUGUUUGUGUGUGAGUGUGUGUUUGUGUGCGUGUGCGUGGGCAUAUUGCGUAUACGCCACGAGCGCUGUUGGUAGUUGUAGAACUUUAAACUGAUUUUGUACACUUAUUAAAAUUAGUCGUAAUUGUUGCAAUUCUCAUUGAAAGCGUGACCUUUAUUUGGUUUACGUUUCAUUUCGUGCCCGCUAAGCAAUAGCCCAAAAAGACAAACAACAAAAAAGCUGAGCAACUGCUGGCGACAAAAUACACGAGAUUCGAAUACGUGUUUCCCUCCGAAGACAACACAACACAUGCCAUAAAGAAUUCUAUAUACAAAUUAACAUAUAAUUUCUUGGAUAUACAAAAAGAAUUAAAAUUAAAUUUGUAGCUGGGAGUGGAACGAUUGGCAUUGAAAGGCUUGUGCAAUUUGCUGUAAGCGAAAUGCCACAGAAAUAAUAACAAAUACAUUAUAAAUUAAGCAACUCAAAGAGAAGCAGAGCGAGAGAGAGAGCCGUUGGAGAGUGUAAGUAAGAUUGAUAAGCGUUAUCAGUCGCCAGCAGGCACGCCUACUCAAACAGUGAGCGGCGGCGACAUGGCCGACGAAGAUCUCAGCCCGUUGCCGUUUCGACGGGAGCGCAACUUGAGCAAUCGCAAUUUCAACAAGCGCAACUCGCGUCGUCGCAGCGGCCAAUCGGCGACGGAUGUGGAGCGUCACAGUAGUGCCGUGGACGUGGAGUACGGCGGACAGCGACGCGACAGCACAGCGAGCAGCAGUUCCAGUUCCUUUCAACUUUCGUACUCGGUGAAUUCGGAUACGGAAAGUGCGUUCAAUCGCCGAUCCAUGCUCAAAAUGCGUGCGGCCAGUGAAGAGACGGCGCCGGUGGAAUCGUCGACACCACAAACAUCGGAAAUCCCGGAACGGCCCACGACGUUAACUGGCGCGGAUCCAGCACUGCUCGAUGUACGCCAAAAGGUGCAACGCUUCGAGACGCUCAAGUCGACCAUUAGCUAUUUGCGACAGGAGCGUCUCAGUCUGAAGCUGCUCGAGAAUCGCCGGCAUCCGAGCUUUUCGCAGCACGAUACAACAGUUCAAUACUAUACUCCACCCCCGCCACGUCGUGUUGCCCUGCCCGGCAUGGGCUCCAACAGAAAUUCCAUAUCCAGUGCACACAUCAGCAUCGAUGAGGUGCGUUCCGAGGACGAAGUCGAUCAGAUAUCCGACUUUGAAACAGAUCCCCAAGAUGCCGUCGAAUAUGUGCUCAGCGAGAGCCAAUCUGCGGUGUUGGGCAACAGCUCCCCAGAUCCCGAUGAGCCGCAGGAACAUGUUGUGCACCGAUCGAUAAGCGCGGAUCCAGCGUGCAACAAUACCUUGCCGCUCAAGCCGCGCAAUGACAAGGAUUUCCCAAGAAAUUAUCGAACUACGCCGAGGAGGAAGACUGAAAUCAUUGGGACAACAAACCAUGAACUGGUUGGCAAAUUUCAUUCAGUCUAUCAGCCCAAAGAGGAAGAGGAUGAGACUGAGAUCGAGCUAAGAGAUAAGAGCGAUAAGUGUGUUCAUCCCAUACUUGAGGAGCUGAUCCACACCGAGGAGACCUAUGUGAAUAAUCUGUUCACUGGCUUGGAGAACUAUGGCAAUAUAUUUCAGCGCAAGGAUCUGCCACUGGGAUUGCGUGGCAAGAAGUAUGAUCUCUUUGGGAAUAUUGAACAAAUCGCCGAGUUCCAUCGCGAUGAGUUUCUACCCAUGCUUCAUCGGAAUCGUCGUGAUCUGAAACGUUUAUUCGAUGAGUUUCUACAGUUUUUGGAUCAUGACUGCUUCUAUGGCUAUGUGAUCUUCACGAUGAACAAACAGAAAUCCUUAAAGCUGUGUGAUCUCUAUAAAAAUUACUUUACAAGCAUUCGUUUGGAGCGCGAUGAUAAGCUGGGCAUCAAUAGCUUCUUGGUGCAGCCCAUUCAGCGCAUGGCGCGUUAUCCACUGCUCCUUACCCAGUUCAUCAAUGUAAGUCGAGAGUUGUCUGCCCUUAAGCUAUAUCUAUUAAUUGAUAUCUUAAAUUUUGCAUUUUUGCAGACAUUCUUCAAGAAUCGCGACAUUGUGAUGAAGCCUCUGAUUGAGUCCUGCUGCCGCCUGGAGAAGCGACUGCGCACUUUGCUGACCACCACCAACGAAUCGGAGAUCAUCAACGAUAUUGUGGACUGCAAUGAGUUCAAUGUGUUUUAUCAGGGCAAGUUCCGCAAGGUUAGCGAGUUUCAGGUGCUGGAUCACAAGCUGAAGCGCACUUAUCGUGCCAAAGUCUUUAUAUUUGACAAGUGCAUCAUCUAUACGGAGAUUAAGGGCAAAAGUUUGAUAUUCCAUGGUCGCUAUCCCUGCGAGCAUAUUGGCAUCUCGGCCAAAUCCAAAUGCUUUACGCUCUACUAUGAGCGUCGCAAGCAGCAGGAAUGUGAAUUCACAGCUGAUCCGGCACAGAUACAGCUCUGGCUGGAUCUGAUACGUGAUAUGAUCAACAGUUUUGCCAAUGAGGAGCGGCAAAAGCUGCAGGAGCGUUACUCCCGUGAAAAUGAUCACUUGCAUCGCAAGGCGCCAAGCUUUUCGCUAUAUCGCGACUCGAAUCGCUUCAGCUCGGACAGUGGCAUUGGCAAUAUAUGGAUAAUGCCCAAGCCGGAAGAGGACAGUUGCGGUGGUGGUGGUGUUGGUGGUGGUGGCAAUCGGACCACUUGGUAUGCUGCCACAUAAUCAGACAACACGGGAAGCACUUCCCUGACCGCUGUGUGGACCACAAAAAAAAACCAAAUAUGUCCAUUUCCAUGUCCUUGUUGACCUGUGGAACGCAACGCUGUACGUUGGGGGCAUCAGUUUGGACCUGAAAAGCCUGUGCAAUAAGCCAACUUAAUAUUGAAUGUUCAUAAAUAUUCUCGAGUUGAUAGCUGGCUUCUUUUUAUUAUCAACUUAAUUUGUAUUAACUAAUUUGAUUUAAAGUCAAACAAAAAAAAAAUCAAUGAAACAAUGUAUAAAACAAUUUAAGCCUAAAGCUGAACUACCAAAUAUUGUCAAAUAAGUUAAUUGUAAUAUUUAAAUGCAAUGUAUUUUUGUUGUCACAAUUAAAGCAAAUUGU
Messenger RNA from Drosophila grimshawi, 3232 nucleotides. Its product is annotated as rho guanine nucleotide exchange factor 25. Gene Ontology annotation, molecular function: guanyl-nucleotide exchange factor activity. Bases 718 to 2853 code for a protein of 711 amino acids. The transcript has 7 exons. The record is from RefSeq and is a predicted model, not a curated record. Gene Ontology annotation, cellular component: cytoplasm. NCBI's taxonomy places the organism in Eukaryota, Metazoa, Arthropoda, Insecta, Diptera, Drosophilidae. Gene Ontology annotation, biological process: axon guidance.